AUGAUUCGCGGCUGUUGUGAGGCUCUCGCUGUUGAGCAUCGAGACCCACUGUGUUCGCGUGUGGUAUGGGGUAGCGCAAUAUCAGUGCGGUGCAUGUUCGCAGCAGUUGCGUGCGUGCUUCAGGGGGGGCAGACGACCAGACGUCGAUUUGGGAUAGGUCGAGUCUACUGUCUACUGUCUAUUGCUGUCUCCCGUGUACGGUGUGGUAUACUGUCCACGCCUGCUGUCUAUGCUUACGGUGUGUGGUAUACUGUCUACGCUACGGUGUGUGGUAUACUGUCUACGCUACGGUGUGUGGUAUACUGUCUACGCUACCAUGGAUGGUGUACUGUCUACGCUACCGUGUAUGGUGUACUGUCCACGUCUGCUGUCUAUGCUUACGGUGUGUGGUAUACUGUCUACGCUACGGUGUGUGGUAUACUGUCUACGCUACGGUAUGUGGUAUACUGUCUACGCUACCAUGGAUGGUGUACUGUCUACGCUACCGUGGAUGGUGUACUGUCCACGUCUGCUGUUUGUGCUUACCGUGUACAUGGACCCUGUAUGGAACGGUCGGCGUCGGCGAGAAACACCGGGUCUGGUGAAGCACACAGAGGUGGGCGUCGCUCUGGGUGCUGA
Messenger RNA from Ascochyta rabiei, 618 nucleotides. RefSeq lists its product as uncharacterized. NCBI's taxonomy places the organism in Eukaryota, Fungi, Ascomycota, Dothideomycetes, Pleosporales, Didymellaceae. Bases 1 to 618 code for a protein of 205 amino acids. The record is from RefSeq and is a predicted model, not a curated record. The transcript has a single exon.